Gadus chalcogrammus (walleye pollock) is the source of this 4623-nucleotide messenger RNA. RefSeq names its product microtubule-associated protein 2-like. Gene Ontology annotation, biological process: microtubule cytoskeleton organization; neuron projection development. Gene Ontology annotation, cellular component: neuron projection. The coding region runs from base 169 to 4623 and encodes 1484 amino acids. Gene Ontology annotation, molecular function: microtubule binding. Lineage: Eukaryota; Metazoa; Chordata; Actinopteri; Gadiformes; Gadidae. The record is from RefSeq and is a predicted model, not a curated record. The transcript has 15 exons.
GCCAGUAGAGCCUCUGUGUCGCCUCCCGAGCGCCCCUCACACGCGCACGGAUACCAGCACGGAUCUGCAGCAGCAGCUCGCCACAGAAGAAGCACACCUAUCUUCCUCCUGUCCUCAUCAGGUGUGCUGCCCUCGUUAGCCUCUCCUCUCGUUAGAGCCCGGUCAGCGAUGGCGGACGAUCACUGGGCGACGGACGGACGGCAGAACGGACAGAACGGCUUCUCCUCCUCCUCCUACACCCCCGACUACCGGGAGAACGGUUUCCAUGGCGACGCCGCACACGCCGCCGUGGCAGUUGAUGACUCUGCCAACUUGCCUCCCUCCCCUCCCCCCUCCCCGUCCGCUGAGCAAAUCGGUCCAGUGGCAUCAGAGGAGGCAGUAGAGGGUAUCGGUGUAUCUCCCGGUGAGGUGACGCCCCAUGAAGAGGAGGAGCAGGAGGCUCCGUCGGAGCCCCCGGCCUUGGAGGACCCCCAGCCAGUAGACCUGCCCUUAGGGCGGGCCGCUUAUGUAGGCGAGGCCCAGGCUCUCAGAGAAGGCCCUCAGGUUGUGAAUGGAGGAGGACACCACAGCCCACAGACACAGCAAGCAGCCCCGCCCCCUGGGACGGUGGAGGCACAGCAGGGGGCGGCCCCGCCCAUCGAGGAGCGAGGGCCUCCCGAAGGCGCCGAGGAGGUUGGGUCACCCUGCCCCUCCGCCAGAGAGGAGCCGGCCCCUUCCCCCCCCCCGCUCCUGGAACCAUGUGGCACCCCGAAGGCUCUAGAAGAGGUCCGAGACAUCUUCUCCCCUGGACACUCCGAUAGCGACGUACCCCCCGACCUGUCCGGACCAGCUGGGACGACCGACUGCGCGGACGCGCCGGUGACCGCCGUGGGCGUGAACGAGGGGAGCAGUGGCCCCGAGGUCGUCGCGUCAGAGUCGCCUCCAGAGACGGACGACGCCGGUGACCACAUGCCAGGCGCGAAGGAGAGCAGCCCUGAGUCCUCGUGUGUCCUUAAAGCAGGGACGGAGGCGUACUUCGAAACGUCCGCCCAAAGCGGUGUUCAGGAGUCACCACGCCCACAGAGCUACUAUGAGAUCAGCAGGGCAGCAGGAGAGAGGUGCACCCCCGAGGCUGGGGUCGGGUUCAAGUUACAUCCAGCUCCUGGUCAAUUUCAAUUUGAGGUGACGGCUGAGAGCAUUUCCCAGGGAUCAGAGGAGCCGGUGCUGAACCCUUUCCACAAGAUGUCGAUGGAGCAAAGGAGCCGGCCUAUCAACAUCACCGUUAAGUCUCCGACCGGGGCGGCAAAAUCAAGCACCUUCUUACGCCCCCAGCUUUCCCCAAUCAGUGGAAGCUUCGACGACUCGUCCGCCCCUCCUCCAACACCCUCCAUCGAGCACCACCCCUCUGCUACACCCGCUCCGUCCACGCCCGCCGACUUCACCGAAGCCCUCAGCAAGAUGGCCUCCAUGGAGCGCCACAUCUCUUUGGACCAAUCCGGCGCUCUGGCUGAGAUGCUGGACCUGGCGGGAGCCCUGCCCAAACUGUCCCUGGGCAUGAGGGUGGUGGAUCCGAUGAGGAGGAAGUCUGUCCCGGCCAACGUGUCUCCUCUGGGGGUUAGCUCGCUGGCCCGGCUGGCUCUGGACGCGGGGCAGGGGGGGCAGGGAGGGUCCGAGGAUCUGGGAUACUGUGUCUUCAGCGAGUGCUCUGCCCCCAUGCCGUCCCCGGCCGACAUGCCGGGGUCUGCCGAUGCUCCCUGUCGCUCUUUCCCUACCGUGGACGCAGACGAGGAUGAACCGGAACGGAGAGACGGAACACCCCCACCGGACCAGAAGAAGAACGUCCCGGAGACGGUUCAGAAGAGCGCCGCAGCGGAAAAGAAAGACGUGACGGAGUCCCCGAGGAAAUCCGGCAUGCUCCUGGAGAAGGCCGUGCCGGUCGGUAUCAAACCCGACCGCCUCAGGAUCCCGGUCACCUCUCCGAACCGCCUCACCGAGUUCCGCUUGGAGAGUGGCCUGCCAGGAGACAUCCAGAUCCAGGCCAUCCCGGAGGUGGAGGUGGAGAAGGACCCGUCCCGGGAGGCGUCCCCCAUCCCUCCCGACAGCUCCUUCAGCUUCUCCCUGACCGACGGCAGGGUUCCUCGGACACCCACGACUCCAAAGUCCCCCGUUGACGGUCCAUUAAACCCUGAAGAACCCGGAAAGGAUACACCAGGGGAAGGCGAGACCGAGGUCGGGACGGAACGGGCUGUAGGGGCCGAGAAGUCUGCUGACAAAGAAUCCGAUUUUAGUGAAGACUCAAAGGAUCCAAAUGGAGAAUCUCCCGGGGAAAUAAAAGUGGACGAAUCAGAUGUGACCUCUCCUGAGGCUUGUAGACAGAAAACGGACAUCUUCCAGGAGAACAUACAACCAAAGUUAAAGACAGAAGAGGCGCAGGAACAACAUGUUCCACCCCCUCUUGAGCUGUCAGAAGAAACUGUUGUUGAGGCAGGAACCCGAGGCCUCGCAGAAGAGAUUGGAGAAGAGAAAGGAUUGCAGUCCCCUCCUCCAAUCAUCAUCAUCCCCCAGGCCCAGCUGGAUGAAGAGGACGGAGAGGAGGAGGAUGAGGAGGUGGAGCUGGCUGAGGAGCCUCAGGAGGUCAUGGAGGAGGCAGAAGUUCCCCCCAACGAAGAGCUGAGGAAGGAGGUAGUGGAGUUGCUGGAGGUCGAAGGAUUGAAUUUCACUGGACUGGAGCCUAAAUCGGACACCGGAGAAUCUAGUCACAGUGAAGAUGGAGAACCGGUGACUGACACCUCCCAGUUGUCUCCGUACUCUGACCGAGGUCAAAUGCAGUCUUCUCCACAGGGAGGGGAGGACUUCGGAAAAGAAGAGGACCAAUCAGAGGAUCUCAGAGAGGCCAUCUUGGAAGCGGAGAAGCAGGAAGAGGAAGCUGUUGAAGGAGAUGAAGAAGGAAUGGAAAAGAAGGAUGAAUCACUGGACCACGGAGAGAUCGAUGAUGAGCAAGAAGAAGUGAAAGCUACAGAUGUUGGCAAAGAGAUGCUAAGGGAAGAGGAGGACAGCUGCAAGGGGACGGAGAAAGGUGCAGAUGUUGCCUCCGACCUGGCCAGUGAAGUCCAUCACACAACCAAUGAAGAAACGACCGCGGACAUGUCUGUUCUUGACACCGACAGUGGCUGGAUAGACACUCAAGAUGAGGACAGGAGCCUCUUGACGGAACCCAUUGAGGCUCUCCCGAAGGACCACGGUCCCGGUACCACCACCGGGACCACCACCGGUACCACGAUCGCCCGGGAUCGGUCCAGGAAGCGGGCCCCUUGGAGACCCCGGGGUCGCUCUGACCCCUUUGACAGUAAAAUAAUCCACAAGGACCCGGGCCAUCCGAGAGACCCCUUGAAGAAGAAAAAAGCCGGCGUGAGGAGGGCGGACCACAAUAAGCUGGCGGUCCCGUCGUGUCGCUCUCCCUGCCGGACCAGCGCCGGCAGAGCGCCCGGCCGGCAGCACAGGCCUGUCGUGGCGCCGGCCGGCUCGGCCAAACGCAAGGGAGCAGGUGACCCGGCCUCCCCGGGGCCCGGCGGGACGGGAGCAUGGAGUUUGUCUCUCCCUGAUGGUCAGUGUGAGUCACUACAUGUUUUAUCACCUUCCUUCUCAGCCAUGGAGGUCCGCCAGCCACUGAGUGUGGCACACCAGUCCAGAGAACGGCCAACUGAGAGGACCUACCGUAGCCCAGAGAAGCGCUCCUCUCUGCCGCGCCCCGCCAAGUCUCUGACGCGGCACAUCCCCGCCGCGGAGCAGGAGGACGGACCCCGGAGACCCACCUGUAAGAGACGCACGCACGCACGCACGCGCAUGGACUCGGGCCGCUCUCGCUCGGCCCGUAGCGGUACGUCCACGCCGGGCUCCACGGCCGUCACACCGGGCACGCCCCCCAGCUAUGCCUGCCGGACCCCCGGCUCGCGCACCCCGGGGAGCCACACCCCCAAGUCCUUCAGCGUGCUGCAGGAGAAGAAGAUCGCCGUGAUCCGGACUCCCCCCAAGUCCCCGUCCUCCGUCCAGCGCCAGCUCAAGGUCAUCAACCAGCCGCUGCCCGACCUCACGCACGUCAAGUCCAAGAUAGGCUCCACCUCCAACCUCAAGCACCAGCCCAAGGGCGGCCAGGUGAUGAUCCCGAGUGUGAAGCUGGACUUCAGCCACGUCCAGGCCAAGUGCGGCUCGCUGGACAAGAUCCAGCAUGCUGCCGGGGGCGGGAACAUCCAGAUCCAGUCCCAGAAGUUGGAUAUGAGCCACGUCACGGCCAAGUGUGGCUCCAUGUCCAACAUCCGCCACAGACCAGGGGGCGGCCAGGUCCGCAUCGAGAGCGUCAAGCUGGACUUCAAGGACAACGCUAAGCCCAAGAUCCGUUCCCUUGACAACGCCAGCCACACCCCCGGGGGCGGGAACAUCAUGAUCGAGAGCCACAAGCUGAUGUUCCGGGAGGAGGCGAAGGCGCGCGUGGACCACGGCGCCGAGAUCGUGACGACCCACUCGCCCUGCGGCGAGCCGGGGGGCACCUCCCCCCGGCUCUGCUCCGCAGGGAGCAUGCUGGCCUCGCCCCAGCUCGCCACGCUGGCCCAGGACGUCACCGCCGCGCUCGCUAAGCAGGGCUUGUAA